AUGAACCGGCAAACUUACAGCAUGAGAGCAGGAGGUGGAGGCAGGUCUUAUAGCACUGCCUCAGCUGUUAUUCCAAGCAGCAACAGGGCUGGCUUUAGCUCGAUGUCCGUAGCACGAUCUGGAGGAGGUGGAGGUGGUUUUGGAAGGCUCAUCGGAGGAGGAGGAGGUGGUGGUGGUGGAGGUUUUGGCAGCAGGAGCCUCUACAGCCUUGGCGGUAGCAAGAGGAUAUCCAUCGGUGUUGGAAGCAGCUUCCGAGCUGCUUUUGGGAGCGGAGCUGGUGGUGGCUCUGGCCUGGGAGGUUGUGGUGGUGGUGGCUGUGGACUUGGUGGCAGCGGAGCUGGUGGCAGUCUUGGACUUGGUUUCGGUGGUGGAGGUGGUGGAUAUGGGUUUGGUGGAGGUGCUGGCGGGCUUGGCUUUGGUGGUGGACAUGGAGGUGGUGGAGGGUUUGGCUUUGGUGGAGUAGGGGGGCUGGGAGGAUUCAGUGGAGGGCUGGGUGGCGGCAGGAACCCAGCGGGAUUUGGUGGUGGCGCACCUGGAGUCGGUACAAUCCAAGAAGUGACGGUCAACCAGAGUCUCCUGGCACCGCUGAACCUGGAGAUAGAUCCAAACAUCCAGCAGGUGCGAAAAGAUGAGAAGGAGCAAAUCAAGACCCUCAACAACAAGUUUGCUUCUUUCAUUGACAAGGUUCGCUUCCUGGAGCAGCAGAACAAGGUGCUUGAGACCAAAUGGACCCUCCUGCAGGACCAGGGUCAAAAAAACAACUCGGGUAAAAACAACCUGGACCCGCUCUUUGAGGCUUACAUCAACAACUUGAAACGGCAGCUGGCCAACCUGCUUAACGAGAGAGGACGCAUGGAUGGGGAGCUGAAGAACAUGCAAGACCUCGUUGAGGAUUUCAAGAACAAAUACGAAGAGGAAAUCAACCGACGCACAGCAGCAGAGAAUGAAUUUGUGGUGCUGAAGAAGGAUGUGGAUGCUGCUUACAUGACUAAGGUGGAGCUGGAGGCCAAGGUGGAUGCCCUGACUGAUGAACUCAGUUUCCUCCGAGCCCUCUAUGAUGCGGAGCUGGCUCAGGUCAGCGCACAAGUGUCCAACACUGCUGUCAUUCUGUCAAUGGACAACAACCGGGACCUGGACCUCAGCAGCAUCAUAGCUGAAGUCAAAGCUCAGUACGAAGACAUUGCUAACAGGAGCCGGGCUGAAGCGGAGGCUUGGUACCAAACCAAGUUUGAGGAGCUGCAGGCCACGGCUGGGAAGCACGGGGAUGACCUGCGCAACACAAAGGGGGAAAUCUCUGAGCUCAACCGGCUGAUCCAGAGGAUCCGGUCAGAGAUAGAGAACAUGAGGAAUCAGUGCGUUACCCUGCAGACAGCCAUCGGAGACUCCGAGGAGCGUGGGGAGAUGGCCCUCAAAGAUGCCAAGGCCAAGAUGAUUGACCUGGAAGAUGCUCUGCAGAAAGCCAAAGCUGACAUGGCCCGGCAGCUCCGCGAGUACCAGGAGCUCAUGAACGUCAAGCUGGCCCUGGACAUCGAGAUCGCGACCUACAGGAAGCUGCUGGAGGGAGAGGAGAGCAGGCUGAGCGGAGAGGGACUCAACCCCAUCAGCUACUCUGUCGUCAGCUCCAGCUCUGGCAUGGCUGGUGGAGCUGGGUUAGGAGGAGGAUUUGGUGGACUGAGCCUAAGCGGAGGAGGCGGCGGAAGCGGUUUUGGUCUUGGAGGAGGCGGUGGAAGCGGUUUUGGUCUUGGAGGAGGCAGCGGAAGCGGUUUUGGUCUUGGAGGAGGCGGCGGAAGCAGUUUUGGCGGUGGCAGCGAUUUUGGUCUUGGAGGUGGCGGCAGUGGAGGCUACAGUUUUGGAAGCGGAGGAGGACUUGGACUCGGGGGUGGUGGUGGUCUUGGAGGUGGAUUUGGAGGAGGCAGUGGUCUCGGCAUUGGAAGUGGUCUUGGCUACGGAGGAGGCGGCGGCAGCAGUCUGAGCACCAGUGGAGGGAAUUUCAGCUCCGGAAGUGCAAAAGGCACCAACCCGGGUGUGAAAAUCGUCUCCAAAACCUCCUCCAGCAAAAAGAGCAUAAAAAGCCAAAGCCUGAAGAAUGCUACACAGCCCGAGUAA
This is a messenger RNA of Grus americana (Whooping crane), 2106 nucleotides long. RefSeq names its product keratin, type II cytoskeletal 5-like. Gene Ontology annotation, molecular function: structural constituent of skin epidermis. The transcript has 9 exons. The coding region runs from base 1 to 2106 and encodes 701 amino acids. Gene Ontology annotation, cellular component: keratin filament. Gene Ontology annotation, biological process: keratinization; intermediate filament organization. The record is from RefSeq and is a predicted model, not a curated record. Lineage: Eukaryota; Metazoa; Chordata; Aves; Gruiformes; Gruidae.